Messenger RNA from Gastrolobium bilobum, 1507 nucleotides. RefSeq names its product nuclear pore complex protein NUP54. The record is from RefSeq and is a predicted model, not a curated record. Gene Ontology annotation, biological process: nuclear pore organization; protein localization to nuclear inner membrane; NLS-bearing protein import into nucleus. NCBI's taxonomy places the organism in Eukaryota, Viridiplantae, Streptophyta, Magnoliopsida, Fabales, Fabaceae. The coding region runs from base 152 to 1312 and encodes 386 amino acids. Gene Ontology annotation, molecular function: structural constituent of nuclear pore. The transcript has 9 exons. Gene Ontology annotation, cellular component: nuclear pore central transport channel; nuclear pore.
ACCACUCUCGAGUUUGACAAAACCAAGCGCCUUUCGUCGAGCACUUGGAGUGCGCAAAUUUUAACCGCGGCUUUUGCUUGAGAACUUUGGAGCAGACCCAAUUCCAUCUCGUAUCUAACUAUCUAUCGUCGCUAAUACACUGCACGGCACCAUGUUUGGCUCUCAACCUUCUUCAUCUCCCUUCGGAACCCCUUCUUCAACCCCAGCAUUCGGUACCCCAUCUUCUACCCCUGCCUUUGGUACCCCAUCUUCUACCCCACCCUUCGGUACCCCAGGUUUUGGAACCCCAUCAUCAACGCCAGCAUUUGGGUCUUCUUCUACACCCUCCUUUGGCACUGGCUUUGGUUCUUCCCUUUUCUCCACGCCAUUUUCUUCUCAACAACAACAACAACAGCAACAGCAGCAACAACAGACUCCGCUGUUUCAACAACAAGCAGCUUCUGGUUUCGGGUUUCAGAAUUCUCUGGGAGCACCUCAACCCACCCCAUUCCCAAAUGCUCAAUUGACUACUCAGAUGGCUAACGUAGCUUCCGUUCCUUUCUCUCUCGCCGAUCGUGAUGUUCAAGCAAUCAUUGAUGCUUACAAGGAAGAUCCUGGAAACCCUAAGUACGCUUUUAAGCAUUUGUUAUUCAGUGUUACUGAACCACAGUUUAGGGUGAAGCCUGCUGGUGUUUCAGACAUCAUGUGGGCAGAGGCUAUGGGGAAGCUUGAAGGUAUGAAGAGUGCUGAUAGAGAACGUCUGUGGCCACAACUUGUUCAGGGUUUUAAGGAUCUUUCACAACGCCUUAAGAUCCAAGAUGAAGUCAUUGUAUCUGAUGCAGAGAGAUUACGUAUAACCCAAAGCAAUGUUAAAAUGCUCCAAAGACAUUUUCAAGCUGAUACUCUUCCCUGGAUUCAAAGACUGAAACAGAAAGAACAAAAUCUCCAGCAACGUCUUUUAAGAGUAAUGAGAAUAGUGGAGGCGUUGGAGGGAAAAGGCUGCCGUAUACCCUUAACAAAAGGGGAAGCUGAACUCGCUGAGAAAUUAGCCACAAUAACUAGACAGCUGAAAGGAUCUGGAGCGGAACUAUCUAGAAGGGUACAAAAUCUACUAACUACAUCGCGUGUUCAGGCUAAUAGCAAUGGAUUUGGUGGCUCCGUUUAUCUUCCGGGGUCAACCAAAAUUCAUGAACAGAGUCUAGCUGACCUGCAGGAGGUUUUACAGCAGCAGAUGGAGGCCAUAGCAAGACUUGGCAGUGUUCUGAAGCGAGAUAUACGAGAUAUGGAGAUUAUGAUGGUCGAUGACACAGGGACAACUGAAAAUGGGAUUUAAUCUGAAGCCUUCUUGCGUCUUAUUCCCAUUUUAGUUUCUUUUGGUGCAUAUUUUAUUUUAAAUUAUUGUUGAUUUGCUUUUAUUUAUAUUUGUUUUGAAUCUACCAUGAUUUGGUAAUUAGUGAGCACAUCAACAGUUUCUAGUGAAACUUCUUUUGGCCUGAUCGGCUUAGUAUUUUUCUUGAUCCAUUUGUGC